This is a messenger RNA of Bacillus rossius redtenbacheri, 1848 nucleotides long. RefSeq lists its product as uncharacterized. Bases 1 to 1848 code for a protein of 615 amino acids. Lineage: Eukaryota; Metazoa; Arthropoda; Insecta; Phasmatodea; Bacillidae. The transcript has a single exon. The record is from RefSeq and is a predicted model, not a curated record.
AUGCUGUUCUCGCGGGACGCCUCGCGCCGACCACACACCACCUCCCCUCGUCACCACCUUCCCUCGUCACCACCUUCCCUCGUCACCACCUCCCCUCGUCGCCACCUCCCCUCGUCGCCAGAUCCACUCGUCACCACCUCCCCUCGUCGCCACCUCCCCUCGUCACCAGCUCCACUCGUCACCACCUCCCCUCGUCACCACCUUCCCUCGUCACCACCUUCCCUCGUCACCACCUCCCCUCGUCACCACCUCCCCUCGUCACCACCUCCCCUCGUCGCCACCUCCCCUCGUCACCAGCUCCACUCGUCACCACCUCCCCUCGUCGCCACCUCCCCUCGUCACCAGCUCCACUCGUCACCACCUCCCCUCGUCACCACCUUCCCUCGUCACCACCUCGCCUCGUCACCACCUCCCUUCGUCACCACCUCGCCUCAUCACCACCUUCCCUCGUCACCACCUCCCCUCGUCACCACCUCGCCUCGUCACCACCUUCCCUCGUCACCACCUCCCCUCGUCACCACCUCCCCUCGUCGCCACCUCCCCUCGUCACCACCUCCCCUCGUCGCCACCUCUCCUCGUCACCACCUCCCCUCGUCACCACCUCGCCUCGUCACCACCUCCCUCGUGACCACCUUCCCUCGUCACCACCUCCCCUCGUCACAACCUCCCUCGUCACCACCUCCCCUCGUCACCACCUCGCCUCGUCACCACCUCCCCUCGUCACCACCUCGCCUCGUCACCACCUCGCCUCGUCACCACCUCGCCUCGUCACCACCUCCCCUCGUCCCCACCUCGCCUCGUCACCACCUCCCCUCGUCACCACCUCCCCUCGUCGCCACCUCUCCUCGUCACCACCUCGCCUCGUCACCACCUCCCCUCGUCACCACCUCGCCUCGUCACCACCUCCCCUCGUCACCACCUCCCCUCGUCACCACCUCCCCUUGUCACCACCUCGCCUCGUCACCACCUCCCCUCGUCACCACCUCGCCUCGUCACCACCUCGCCUCGUCACCACCUCCCCUCGUCACCACCUAUCCUCGUCACCACCUCCCCUCGUCACCACCUCCCCUCGUCGCCACCUCUCCUCGUCACCACCUCGCCUCGUCACGACCUCCCCUCGUCACCACCUCGCCUCGUCACCACCUCCCCUCGUCACCACCUCCCCUCGUCACCACCUCCCCUCGUCACUACCUCCCCUCGUCACCACCUCGCCUCGUCACCACCUCCCCUCGUCACCACCUCGCCUCGUCACCACCUCCCUCGUCACCACCUCCCUUCGUCACCACCUCCCCUCGUCACCACCUCGCCUCGUCACCACCUCGCCUCGUCACCACCUCCCCUCGUCACCACCUCGCCUCGUCACCACCUCGCCUCGUCACCACCUCCCCUCGUCACCACCUCGCCUCGUCACCACCUCCCCUCGUCACCACCUCCCCUCGUCGCCACCUCUCCUCGUCACCAUUUCGCCUCGUCACCACCUCGCCUCGUCACCACCUCCCCUCGUCACCACCUCCCCUCGUCACGACCUCCCCUCGUCACCACCUCCCCUCGUCGCCACCUCUCCUCGUCACCACCUCGCCUCGUCACCACCUCCCCUCGUCAUCACCUCGCCUCGUCACCACCUCCCCUCGUCACCACCUCGCCUCGUCACCACCUCGCCUCGUCACCACCUCCCCUCGUCACCACCUCCCCUCGUCAACACCUCGCCUCGUCACCACCUCCCUUCGUCAGCACCUCGCCUCGUCACCACCUCCACUUUUCACCAGCUUGCACUUCAAUAACCGGCAGGCUGUGUGUUCUGACGUCUCUGCCGGACCAUUAAGUAACCAAGUUCUACCCCACGCCUAA